Molecule: messenger RNA, 3398 nt
Organism: Ictalurus punctatus (channel catfish)
Lineage: Eukaryota; Metazoa; Chordata; Actinopteri; Siluriformes; Ictaluridae
Gene: bmp3
Product: bone morphogenetic protein 3
Exons: 3
Coding region: 322-1662 (446 amino acids)
Biological process (GO): osteoblast differentiation; BMP signaling pathway; SMAD protein signal transduction
Cellular component (GO): extracellular region
Molecular function (GO): cytokine activity; growth factor activity
Source: RefSeq, a predicted model, not a curated record
GGCUGAAUCUAAGGUGAAGUACCUCAGGGUUCUCCCCUAAGCCCUAUAAAUCUGCAGCCCGUUCCGCUUGGCGCUCAUAUGAGAGCAGAGCGCGGAUGCGAUUGGCUGUCGUUCCAGCAGCGCAGCGUCCACGCACAAAACCCCGAGAGCGCGCACCACACGCACCACACUCGACACACUUCUCACACACUUUCUUCAUCCCCACCAUCACACUACAGCUUCGGGCUUUUCUUUUUCGCUCGUGUGAUGAUAUCUUGCAGGAGAGUUCAGUGCACUUGAACAGCAUAGCGUGUUCUAAUAAAGCUUUCUUUCCUUGGCGCCAUGGAUCGCCUGCUGGUUCUCCUUCUGGGAUGGAGCUGCGUGUGUUGUGGAUAUUGUGCCAUGCUGAAAGAUCACUUCGCUAGACUAACGAAGGACACGAAUUUUGGACACAAAGUGGACACGUAUCAGUUGGAGAAGUCCGUGCAGGAUACAGUGUCUGAGCACAUGCAGAUGCUCUACAGCAAAUACACGAGCGCGAGCUCUCCGCUCCGUGACGGCAACACGGUGCGCAGCUUUAAAGCGCAUCCGGGUACCAUCGACAACAAGCAGCUUCAGAUCUUCAAUCUAACAUCCCUAACCAAUUCGGAGGAUGUUCUCUCAGCAACGCUGCACUAUUAUAUCGGAGACUUCCAGAACAGCAGCCAAAGAUGCUUAAAGUCCAAAACCUGUGCUCGCCAUGGCCUCAGGCGGCACGGUCACAUUCACCUCAACAUCUGGAGCUUCGCCUCUGUGAACGAAAGCACCAGAACCUUCGGACGCUUCCUCGUUAAUGUCUCCACAAUGUACAGAGACUUCAUAUCUUGGCAGUGGAGAGACAUCACUCGUGUAGUCAAUGAAGCAAAGAAUUAUGAUGAGCUUCUCAUUGGCAUCUCCAUCGAUUCACAGGGACAACAACCAUGGAAGAAUCUCUUGUCUGAUCAUUCACCGUACAUUCUGGUCUACGCCAACGACUCGGCCAUCUCCGAGCCUGAAAGUGUGGUGUCCACUCUCCAGCGACACAAAGGGAGCUUAGUGCCUGGACUUCAGAAACUCAGACUACACAACCACAAUAGUACUUUACCACACAGGACAAAGCGCUCCGCCAAUAUCCUUCUACCACUGCAGAACAACGAGCUCCCGGGUCCCGAGUACCCUUAUGAGAUCCACACCUGGGAUGAGACUAGCCCAUAUGACCCUGUUGAGAACAAGGCAGCCAAGCGCUCACGCAAGAAACCUCGCAAGAACCCAAGAGACAAAAACCCACUUCUGCAGUUUGAUGAGCAGACCAUCAAGAAAGCACGGAAGAAGCAAUGGAAUGAGCCAAAGAACUGCGCUCGCAGAUAUCUGAAGGUGGACUUCGCAGAUAUUGGCUGGAGUGAAUGGAUUAUCUCUCCAAAGUCUUUUGAUGCCUAUUACUGCUCAGGAUCUUGUCAGUUUCCAAUGCCAAAGUCACUGAAACCUUCCAACCACGCCACCAUCCAGAGCAUCGUCCGAGCAGUCGGGGUUGUCCCUGGCAUUCCCGAGCCCUGCUGUGUCCCUGAGAAGAUGUCCUCACUCAGUAUCCUCUUCUUUGAUGAAGACAAGAACGUGGUCCUGAAGGUCUACCCAAACAUGACAGUAGACUCAUGCGCCUGCCGAUAAUGUCUCGGUUGAUUCUUUCACACCCCAGACUCUGCCUGAUCGCCUGAUCUUCCUGUUUAUCCCAUUCCCAUUUUGCACUGGAUGAGAGACUACAUCCCUGUAGCUACCUGAAGAUGAAUCCGUUCUAUUCCUAAGGACAACUGCUAUUUGUUAAGCUUCAAGUCUGAAUGAACUGUCUGGAAGGAAACCGCAAAUUUUGCAAAAUCCCCCACCUGAUUGAACAUGGAGUCAUUCUAUGACAUGGCUGUUAUGAACCUUUGAAGAGACUUCUUUUCUUUUUUUUUCUUCUUCUUCUGUUCUCUUUGGAUGUGUAGAUUUUUGUGUGUUGAGGAUGUAGUGAUGAACGAAAAUAUGAAUUUGUACAGUUUUUUUCUUUCUUUCACUAUUAAGCUGUUACUAUUAUGUCACAUUUACUAUAUGUAUAAUCAAUUUACUCUUAACAUUCUUAUCUAUUGCUGCUAUAUAAAAGAGAUAUAUUUUAAUGCCAAAAUAUUUUGUUUCUGAACUCAGUAUGUUGAUGCAUUUAUCAGCAGCAUUGUAAAUGAGUGAUUUAGUACGCUACUCACAAGCACCAUUUGCUGUAGACUGUUCAACAAAGUACCUUAAAGACAUAACUUAGCAUGAUAAAUAAAUUUAAAAAAUUAAGCAAUAUUUGUUUUUAUUGAUAGAGUUUGCGCACAGACCACAAUGAGAGGCCGCAUGUAGCUUCCUUUCAGUCUGAUCUCAGUCUGAGCUACAGUGUACGUACUGACCAAGUGCCCUUGUUGACUUCAUAUUGUGUAAUAACAUGGGGCCAUUAAUGUUAUCGUGCUUUUUUCUGUAAAUACCACAAAACCACUAUUUUGGCUCAGAAUACAUUGAUUUAUCAAGGAGUUGCAAUUUACCCAAGUUUCAGAAAAUGCUUACAAGCAAACCUCUGUCUGUCACUAUUAUUGUAAACUUCGUGCCAAGACAUGUUUUCAGGACAUUUUUGGAGAUCCUUAUUUACAGAUUGAGCAAAUAAAGGUCACUAAGUUUUCCUUGAAAAUGUGGAAUAAACUUCAAUAUGCCAAGUCACCAAUAAAGAAGUAUACUAAUGAUAAAGCAUAUGAAAACAUAUCCAGGCCUAUGUAUUUGUACAUAUGAUAUGGUUCUCAAAAGUGCCUUCCAAAAAAGUAUUUUACAUCUGUUUAAAAUGAGGUUUCACUUUGUAUUUGUCUAUAAAUGUGACAAAAUAUUUGUUCAAUCAUUUUGUUCAUUUCCUUCAACUUCUUAUAUUUACACCGAACUAACGCUAGCCUCUUUUCUAAUGCAUGUUAAUAAAUGUGUAUUUUCAGGUUUGACAUUUUGUACACAUGCAACAUAUGCAGAUUAAAGAAAAAUAUAUGUAAAAGUGAGCAAUUACCUUAAUAUAUAACACAAAAAUAGCAAAAAACAGAGCACUCCUUCAAUAUUUGUAUAAUAUAUUUUUACAGAAAGGCUUCCUAUAGUAUACUAUGUAAUCUAUUGUGUAAAUGAUUUAGGUGUAAGGUUGUGCUUGUAUAAUAAGCUUCAUAAGAAAUUAUAUUUGUAUAUGGAAAUGAGCUUGAAAUGCAUUUAUUUAUUUUCUGUAUGUUGCAUAUCUUGUCAGUUUUUCUUUCCAGACAAGGAAAGCCUUCACAUGAAAAAUGUAAAUGCGUUUGUAGUUACUGACUGAAAGUUUGUUUCUGUUCGCCUUCUUUUGGACAGUCCAUCAAUAAAGUUCUAUGUUCCACUGA